GACGCUAUUGGCCGACGCUUCCAAUAUUGAGCGUGAUAGAAACGUUUCUCUUCCAGAGGGAAGAGCAGAGUCAGGCCGCCUUCUUAAAAAGAGACCAUUUGGAUGGAGAUGCUCUGCUUCCGUGCUUUCCUUACGAAGGGAAGCCAGGGUGAGGGAUGAGGAAAAGAUGCCAGGCAGGCAGCUCUGACACGGUGCCGACCCAAAUUGGCCAAGACGAGGGCAGAGUGGACCGUUGCAGGUAUUCUCCAUCCGUAAUAUCAUCUCCUGUGACUACUUACAUGAGUGACGCUGGCUUUGUGUGAAACAAUUUAGAGCUGGAAUGACUCGGACGUGCGCUUCGACGAUGCUCUCGCUCGGAAGCAACAGUUGGACUGAAAGCCUUAAGAAAACAUUUGCCGAUAAUUGUCCGUGUGACAUGUGAUUACACCACUUAAAGACAUUCCAACUGCACUUCCUUCCAGAGACUGAGCUGUAACUUACCCUUAUUGAUUACAGCCGAGGUUCCACCCACCUGGAUGACACAGAGCAGCACCUGAGGGGGUGGGGGGUGGGGGGUAAAGUGAGACAGAGAAACUAAAAGAAGAGUGACGGGGAAGGGGAGCGGGGGGGUCUUCCCUUUCUCUCGCUCCCACCCGUCCCGUCGCCAGGCUGGCAGGCACGGCCAUGGCGUUCACCUUUGCGGCCUUCUGCUACAUGCUCACCUUGGUGCUGUGCGCCGCCCUCAUCUUCUUUGUCAUCUGGCAGAUUAUUGCCUUUGAUGAGCUGCGCACGGACUUCAAAAACCCCAUCGAUCAGAGCAAUCCCACCAGAGCGAGGGAAAGGAUUCUCAAUAUCGAGCGAAUCUGCAACCUUCUUCGCAGACUGGUGGUCCCAGAGUAUUCUAUCCAUGGGCUCUUUUGCCUCAUGUUCAUGUGCGCUGGAGAGUGGGUCACACUUGGCCUAAAUAUCCCGCUUCUCUUCUACCAUCUGUGGAGGUUUUUCCAUCGACCGGCUGAUGGGUCAGAGGUUAUGUACGAUCCCGUGAGUGUGAUGAACGCCGACAUCCUCAACUACUGUCAGAAGGAGUCCUGGUGUAAGCUGGGUUUUUAUCUGCUCUCUUUCUUCUAUUAUCUCUACAGCAUGGUCUACGCCCUGGUGAGCUUCUAACAAACUCACGCUGAGACCGAGGUACAACGUCAUCCAAAAGAAAAGAACCUUCCCGUCUGCGGCUUGGGUUUUCCACGGUCUCACCUUGGAAUACGACACAAACAACACCCGAUAUGAGUGUCAUUGUGAAUGUAAAAGGUGUGGCCUCCGCUCCAUUUAUAUUGCUUUAUGUCAAACACCGCAGUGAGACAGAGGGACAAAGGUAUGAAUGAAGGAUGGAAGUGAUGCUGACGAUGGAAAAGGUGUUUGUGCUGCCUUUUACGCCUCAUUACAAAACUUAACAAUGACUCUGAAGGGCUGGAGUAAUCCCGUGCUGCUCUUACUGAUCCAGUCUCUCAACUCACUGUGACCCUCCAAACACUUAACAUGGGCUGGAACACGAAACAAUAUGUCUGUAAUCUCUGAAAGUGUGCACAUGGCCAGAUGUUUGCUAUUAUUGUGUAUAUUUCAAAUAAUAGACACCUCUAAUAUCCAACCACUGUUUUUCUGUUGAGUUUUAAAAAAAAAAGCACUGAAAAUGCAGACAGGAAUAUAACAGAUCGGUGCGUGCACAGACACUUUCAACCAAGAUGGAGAUAAAGCUUUGACCAUCAGGUUCAUCAAGAACAUUUUCACAUUGUAGUAAUAAUAAUAAUAAUAAUAAUAGCAAGGUUGAAGUCUCCAUGCUGACAAUUCAUUCACCUUUAAGUGUGUUCUUAGCUGUAAGGACGUAUUUUGUGCUAAAGAUAGCUAGAGGAGGGCUUUUUGCUCAUAGAUUCAAUGCCAAAUGUUCGUAUCUGAAAAAAACAACAACAUUGUGCCAAAGAACAUGAAGCAAGUGAAAACAAAAAGCGGCGAGCUAUAAAAAGAAAUGCCUGUUGUAUAUCUGCGUCCAAACGCUAAGGCGCCAGCAGCCGACUGUGUCUCGGUUUUCACUUUCUUCAAGACGUAUUUAACCUUGGCGCAAUGGUUUGCUUACAAGAAAAGAAAAAAGAAGAAAAAAAAAAGAAAACUAACUAUAGUCUGUAUUUUUUUGUGUGCAGAAAAGCCUUAUUUCCAGUGAUGUUUACUCGUUAGCAUAUAUGCUAGCCAUUUUAGCGCAGCGACAUUUCUCAGAUCUGUUGUAAAGCGUACAGCUCUUACGUAUGAAAAGCAAUUAAAUACUCCAAACUAGCAAUGUCAUAGGUUAGAUGAGGUGUCUGCGUUUGUGUAUGUAUAGUGGAACCUGCUUAAGUUGGUCCCGUUCAUAUCGACAGCGCGUCAAUUCCGAUUUUUUGCUUGUUGUACCUAAUAUUUUCAUGUCAGUGUGAACCGUACAAUUCCAUUUUUCCAAAUGAGACCCAGGCCUCUUUCGUUUGUAGAUAUAAAUCCGAUAUUAAUGUUCAGCCAAUACGUCUUUGGCUACGUUCACAAUGCAGAUCAAUUCAGAUGUUUUUGCUCAUACUGUGGUGUUGUUCCAUGUUUGUCACACUUAAAUGUUUCAGAUCAUCAAACAAUUUUAGUGAGUGACAACACAACUGAACACAAAAUCCAAUUUUCAGAUGAAAUUUUUUAAUAUUAAGAGAGAAAAAAAUCCAAACCGAUGGCCCUGUGUGAAAAAGUGCCAUUUCUAACGGUUUUGGUUUUCCAGCCAACCACACUGAGAGCCAUUAUCCACAAAUGGCGAAAAAAUAUGGUGGUGGUAGUGUGAGGGUCUGGGGCUGUUUUGCUGCUUCAGGACCUGGAAGACUUGCUGUGAUAAAUGAACCAUGAAUUGUGCUGAAAGAGAAUGUCCAGCCAUCUGUUGGUGACCUCAAGCUGAAACCAACUUGGGUUCUGCAGCAGGACAAUGAUCCAAAACACACCAGCAAGUCCACCUCUGAAUGGCUGAAGAAAAACCAAAUGAAGACUUUGGAGUGGCCUAGUCCAAGUCCUGACCUGAAUCCUAUUGAGAUGCUGUGGCAUGACCUUAAAAAGGCGCUUCAUGCUGGAAAAGCCUCCAGUGUGGCUGAAUGACAACAAUUCUGCAAAGAUGAGUGGGCCAAAAUUCCUCCACAGCGCUGUAAGAGACUCAUUGCAAAUUAUCACAAACGCUUGAUUGCAGUUGUGUUUUCACUUUUCACACACAGGGCCAUGUAGGUUUGGAUUUGCUUUUCUCCCUUAAUAAUAAAAAAACAGCAUUUUGUGUUUAGUUGUGUUGUCAUCGGCUAAUAUUUACAUUUGUUUGAUGAUCUGAAACGCAAAAAAAGAAGAAAUCAGGAAGGGGGCAAACACUUUUUCACACCACUGUACGAAAUUAGUGCGGCCAACGCACGUUCAGAAAUUUUGCACGUCCUCCAUGCGUGUCAACAUCUUACUCCUUCACGGUCACCACAACUAUGUUCUCCACGCAGCGGCCAAAAAAAAUCGUACACUCGGUUGUGACCUAAGCUUAAGAUAAGAGUAUAAAAUAUCACAUAAUAAUAAUAUGCACAAAUGGAAGAAAAUCCUUUAUUUUCACCAAUUUUCCUGAUGUCUCUGGGCAAAGUCACAAGCAAAUGCGCACCCAUGGCUAGUUUCAGUUUGGGUUAUGUUUACGUGAGGCAGCCAGUCCGAGACGCGUCGACAUGAACGGGUUCCGCUGUAGUAGGUGAGGGGGACAGAUAAUGACUCGGUGAUAACCAUUAUUUGUAAUAUGUAAAGAGUCAUUUGGAUAACACAAUCACACACGUGAAAUAAUUGUUGCUUGACGACCAAGCCUUUGCUCACCUGCUCUUUUUCAUUCGUUGGACUUAUUUGUAGAUAAGCGAUGGUUCUAUUGUGAUUCCAACAGCGGUAGAAAUACAGCCAUUCAGGGGCCUGAUGACAACGUGGUUCAUAGCCGGCUCCGCGUGUCGGAUGUACGUGUUUGAUAUCAAUACUUAGGAGUAAAAGUGUCAACAUCCACACUGUUUUAGAAAUCUAACUUUUCCUGUACGUUCAAGUGUAUGAAAGUCACUCAUUUGUAUUAGACAGCAAUACCAGGACAAAAGACUGAUAGAAAUAAUGCAAAUCAGCAGUGGCUAUGUUUACAUGGACAAUUUCAUUCAACUUUAUUCGGUUGCCAUGAUACAGAAGAUUUAAAAAAAUGUAUAACAUAUGAUGAUAACAUAAACAAAAUUAUAUUUGUCCAUUGAAGCGUGCUAUAAAUGUGUUUUCUGUAUGAGUCCAAUCAUUCCCACGACUUCUUAGCCCUGCUGGCCCUCUGAGUGCACGGAGUCGGAUCACGGCGCCUGCCAGUUUCAGUUUGUCAGCAUGUCGCCAGUUAUAUAAUGUUGCAGAAACAUUUAUUAUACAACAUGAGUUUCUAAUGUCUUUCAUGUAAGCGGGACAUCAUUACUCUUACUAAUCGGACAAUGAAAUCAAGAGAAAUGUCACACGCGGACACGCUGCAGUACUCGCCUCAUCCUGAAGGGGCCAGGGCAUCAUGCGUGUUACUGCCGUCCUUCCGUGUAGAGGAAAAAACUUUUUUUUUUGUUAGUUUUGAUAGCAGCAGCACUAUCUGGAGAGCAGUAAGCUGAACAAAUGAAUGAAUUUGACUGCCAAGAUGGAGUAUUACAGUACUGUAUAUAUCCAAGCUCACCAGAAGGAAAGCAAACUUUUACAACAAAGUACCAGCGUUUUUCCUGCAGAAGGAUAGGGUGCUUGUACUUCAUGUACAGUACAGAUAAAAGGUAUGACCAUGACCAUCAUUACAUCUGAAUGGUUUUCCGUUAGUAACGCCGUCCUUUCUGCCACCUAAUAUUGGAAUAUUGACGUUCAUGUAAAUGUAGCCAUUGCGUGCAUGGCAAAACAAGAUGUCCAUCAGUCUAUUUGUAUACAGUGUAGUUUGUUUUGAUUAAAUUCACAUAAAUUCCCUUAAAUCUCAUUAGAACAUUAACAAAGUCUCCGGACGGACCUCAUCUAAAAAGUCCUAUGGGAGGAAAAAAGGUCAAAUUUGUAUCUGACCUUUGAGUUGAUGGUAAUUUGGAUGAGUCACUGAAAUCCACAACAUAACAUGAGAGAACGUCCUCAAAUUCAACAAAAAAACACCAAUCAAUCGAUCGCAACUGGACUGUUCAGGUUGUCUUAGAAGACCUUUGGCCUCUCGUCCGAGCAGGCUUCAUCCGUUCAUGCUGAAAGACUACGUGGGAUAAACACGAGUCCGACUAAAUAGGACAGCUCUAGUCCGAGAACCUGGUACAAAAUCCUCUAAAGGAGGAGCCAUCUCUGAACGGAGGGGGAGGUCUGCGACACCACCUUCCUCCCACAUACAUGCUGUGCUUCCAUCCCUUCCCAAAAGAUUCAAACAUUUAGCCUCCAACAAACAAGGCACAACCACCUUGGCGUCAGGUGGGUCCAUGACCAUCAUGACAUGGACAAUGGAAUGCUAAUGAGGGCGAUACCACCAAAACGACCAUCAGUGACGGGCAGGGGCCCCACUACAUUUGAAUCCUAACUUCCGUCCUUUGACACCUCAUAAGAGCGAACGUUCUCAGACUAGAGCUGUCCUACUUAGUCUGACUAGUGUUUGUCCCACCUCGUCAUUCAGCAUGAACGGAUGAAGCCUCACAUGAGAGGCCAAACGUCUUCUCAGACAAGCCGAACAGGCCAGUUGCGAUCGAUUCAACGCCUUGAGAACACAGUGACCUGCAUGAAUGAGAAUAUUCACAGGCACAAUUAAUGAAGCAACAUACUGUCCACUCAACAACGCUGGUGACAACAUGAGACACCCACAACCAGAGCCAUGACAAAGAUAUUCAUGGUCACUUCUGUACCUAAUGUUGUGUCCAGGGCGUGGACAAAUGCUGAGUCAGGACAAUCACCACUGAAGCACACGGACAAACACAUUUUGGUUCAACGUCGCCAUGUAUGUGCUGUUUAAUUAAACAUUCUAGGAACUGGUAACAGCAUUUGUAACAGUCUUUUAUACAUUUCUGAUCAUUGUACGCUUCCGACAGUUUGGUGGACAACUUUAGAUCUAUCAGGUUAUACUAACGAUGUACAGUUCAUAUACAGCGAUUCAUAUGUAUUCUAAUAAAAGAACUACCAAAAUCA
Messenger RNA from Dunckerocampus dactyliophorus (ringed pipefish), 6159 nucleotides. It is a transcript of the gene cnih2, whose product is annotated as cornichon family AMPA receptor auxiliary protein 2. The coding region runs from base 664 to 1146 and encodes 160 amino acids. Lineage: Eukaryota; Metazoa; Chordata; Actinopteri; Syngnathiformes; Syngnathidae. Gene Ontology annotation, cellular component: dendrite; synapse. The record is from RefSeq and is a predicted model, not a curated record. The transcript is spliced from 6 exons. Gene Ontology annotation, biological process: vesicle-mediated transport; regulation of AMPA receptor activity.